This is a messenger RNA of Betta splendens (Siamese fighting fish), 2439 nucleotides long. It is a transcript of the gene trim32, whose product is annotated as tripartite motif containing 32. Gene Ontology annotation, molecular function: protein binding; zinc ion binding. The transcript is spliced from 2 exons. Lineage: Eukaryota; Metazoa; Chordata; Actinopteri; Anabantiformes; Osphronemidae. The coding region runs from base 124 to 2181 and encodes 685 amino acids. The record is from RefSeq and is a predicted model, not a curated record.
AACGUACAGUACGUCGUCCACGCCGCAGUCUCCCCACUAGCAACUGCAGUAGCAGAAACACAGUACGCCCAUUGCGACCUGAGCACCCCAGCUAGUACCGCCGAACAGCAGGAAAGGACCAUAAUGGCUCUAGCAUCUUCCCCACUGGAUCCUGAUUUAAUGAGGGAGGUCCUUGAAUGUCCUAUCUGCUUGGAAACCUACAACCAGGAACAGAUGAGACCCAAACUCCUGCAAUGUGGUCACACAGUGUGCCGGCAAUGUCUGGAGAAGCUGUUGGCCAAUACCAUUAAUGGCGUGCGGUGCCCCUUCUGUAGCAAGGUCUCCCGUAUGAGUAGCAUCUCUCAGCUGGCCGAUAAUCUCACUGUGCUCAAGAUCCUAGACUGCACUAUGUCUUGCAGCGCUGCUGCAUCUGCCCUGAUGUGCAAGUCCUGCUGCAGCCGUCUACCACGACAGUAUUGUCAUGACUGUGCCACUGUUCUCUGUGAGCUUUGCAAAGGCGAUGACCAUCUGCAUCAAGGUCAUUCAGUCCAGCUGAUUAGAAUGGCUGCUGAACGGAGGCGUAAAGAACUGGGUGGCAAACUGGCUGCUCUGCGAGAUAUUAUGGGUGAAAUUCAGAAGAAAAAGACGGUCAUUGAAAACAUUUCCAAGUCUUUGAAGUUUAAGUAUCGCACAGUGCAGCAGGAUUAUACUACAGCUGAGCUACGUCUGCAAGAGGAACUCAUCAGGUCUCGAAGAACAUUUACAGCUUCUUUGGCAGAGGUGGAAAAGCUCAAUGGACAGGUCCUAGAGGAGCAGACAUACCUGCUUAACAUUGCAGAGGUUAAAGUGGUGUCCCGCUGUGAUUACUUGACAAUGCGGGUGAGGCAGACUGAUAUCGCGUUGUUAAAGGAUGAUUGUGAAGGCAGUGAUGAUGAAGAGCUGGAUCUGAGGACCAGCUUGCCCACCACAUUUCAACUCCAAGAGCCAGAAUUAAUCAAAACGGAGAACUCUAAACCUGUGGAAGUUGGAGAAUUGACCACAAACACCUUUACUGUAAAUACAGACGAUGAGGAGAGUGGGUUGGAUUUAGCACUUGAGAGUAACAUAGAGGAUGUAGUUGGGGCUUUAGGGGCAACAGGUGGCCUAAUGGGGGCUCCAGUGGAUUUUUAUCGAGAUAUUGACAUGGUUGCUCCUGUAGACCAGACAGUUUGUGGUUCUCCAGGUAGCUUUAAAUCAAAGUCCAUGGAUGCAGGUGGGGGAUCACCUGGAGGAGCGGGGGCAAGUGUGGGGCCACUUGUAUGCCAGUUCGUGAAGAAGAUGGGCUGCAAGGGAUCGCUCCCUGGUAUGUUCAAUUUACCUGUCAGCAUCUGUGUAACACAACAAGGGGAGGUGUUGGUGGCGGACCGUGGCAACUACCGCAUCCAAAUCUUUAACCGCAAAGGUUUCCAGCGUGAAAUUCGACGCAAUGCCAGUAGCAUUGACAACUUUGUCUUGAGCUUCCUUGGGGCUGACUUGCCUAACCUCAUCCCAUUAUCCAUCGCUGUCACACCUCAAGGCCUGAUUGGGGUCACUGACAAUUAUGAUAACUCUGUUAAAGUCUACACUAUGGAUGGACAUUGUGUAGCUUGCCACAAGAACCAACUAAUUAAACCAUGGGGAAUUGCUGCCAUGCCAUCAGGUCAGUUUGUAGUGUCUGAUGUGGAAGGUGGAAAGUUAUGGUGUCUAGCGGUGGAUCGCAAUGUAGGUGUGGUCAGCUACAGCCGAUUGUGCUCUGCCGUGCGACCGAAAUUUGUGACAUGUGAUUCAGCUGGAACUGUGUAUUUCACCCAGGGUCUGGCCCUGAACUUUGAGAAACGCCAAAAUGAGCCCCACCUGGAGGGUGGCUUCUCCAUUGGUUCAGUAGGUACUGACGGUCAGCUAGGCAAACAGCUCAGUCAUUUCUUCUCAGAGGCCGAGGACUUCCGCUGUAUCACUGGCAUGUGUGUGGAUGCCAAUGGGGAUUUGCUGGUAACAGACAGUGGCAGGAAAGAAAUCCUCCAGUUUCCCAAAGAGGGCGGAUUCAAAAUUCUCAUCCAGGAAGGGUUGACAUGCCCCGUGGGAGUGGCCACCACCCAGAAAGGACAGCUGCUAGUCCUGGACUGUUGGGACCACUGUGUGAAAGUCUACACAUACAUACAGAGGAGGCACUCCUCCACUUCUUAAGGAGUCUAUCUGCACAUGGUCAUGGGAGGUGUAGUAGGUUUGUGUUGCUGGUUGGUGUGUAUGGAAAGUUGGAAAUGUUAAUGAUGUUAUUUAAGUUCUCACUUUAGCUUUCUUUAUUUCAUAAAUGAAAACUUAUGUUACUUUGACUUCAUUUAAAGUCUGGAUUUUCAUUUAAUACCUCAAAUAAAAACAGCUUCAGCUGCCUCCUACCUGGAUAUUUAAACUGAUCACAACACUAAUAUACAUCCAGAAGCAUAU